This is a messenger RNA of Clupea harengus (Atlantic herring), 9052 nucleotides long. It is a transcript of the gene col5a1, whose product is annotated as collagen type V alpha 1 chain. The record is from RefSeq and is a predicted model, not a curated record. Lineage: Eukaryota; Metazoa; Chordata; Actinopteri; Clupeiformes; Clupeidae. Gene Ontology annotation, molecular function: extracellular matrix structural constituent.
UCUGCGCUUUGAUUGACAGUCGCAGGGCAUUUUUUUCUCCUUCACUUUAGUUCCAAGACUUCUUCGUGACGCUCGAGAGAAGGGGGACCAUCACUUCUGCUCGUGGAAUCAACGCUGAGCAGAUCAGAAGAGCGAAAGAGAAGGGAGAGGAAGAGCUCAAGAGAGAGGGCUGCCCCCGUCCACUGACUUACUGGAGGAUUCCAGACUUCCCCAAAACUUAUGGCUGCAUGAGAAAUCCCGUUUUCCUUCCCCCUCUCUCUCUCUCUUUCACCGGGAUCUGUGGGCUACCAAUUCUCUCCUGAUCACAAGUUGUCACAAAGUUUUUUUCUUCCAGUUGCUUUAAAGAAAUAAUCGAUCCACAAUUGCUGUGGACGUCCCGCGACGGCCAUGGAUACCCACAUAAGAUGGAAAGUUAAACGGAGGUUAAGGGACGCGCAACUCACUCUAGCGAUAAUUGUACUUUUUGUCACUUCGCAAGCCAGUUCAGCAGAACCUGCGAAUCUGUUGAAGAUUUUAGAUUUUCACAGUUUGCCCGAGGGCGUAACGAAAACCACGGGAUUCUGCUCACACCGGAAGUCCUCUAAAGGUCCUGAUGUGGCCUACAGAGUAACCAAAGAUGCCCAGCUCAGCACCCCAACCAAACAGCUCUACCCUGCUUCUGCGUUUCCUGAGGACUUCUCCAUCCUCGCCACUGUGAGGCCGAAGAAGGGCAGCCAGGCCUUCCUGCUGUCUCUGUACAAUGAGCAGGGCAUCCAGCAGCUGGGCCUGGAGGUGGGGCGCUCGCCCGUCUUCCUGUACGAGGACCACACGGGCAAGCCCAGUCCCGAGGACUACCCGCUCUUCAGGGGCAUCAACCUGUCCGACGGAAAGUGGCACCGCGUAGCAAUCAGCGUGCACCAGCAGACCAUCACCUUCAUCCUGGACUGUAAGAAGAAGGUGGUACGCACCCUGUCACGCUCUGCACACCCCAUCAUCGACACCAAGGGUAUUGUGGUCUUCGGCACACGUAUCCUGGACGAAGAGGUCUUUGAGGGCGACAUCCAGCAGCUGCUGAUUGUGUCGGACCACCGGGCAGCGUUCGACUACUGUGAGCACUACAGCCCUGACUGUGAGGUGGCCGCCCCCGAACAACCCCAGAACCAGGACCCCAACACCGACGAAUAUAACACGGAGGAGGACAGCUACUACUAUGAGUAUCCCUACUACGAGGACAUGGAAGUGAAGGCUGAGGACGGCACUCCUGCACCUGAAGAGUUGGCCGUUGAAGGUGUUGAAGACCGUGUCAUCACUUCCUUGGGUGGAGGCGCAAGCUCAUCCAGCAGCAGCAGCAGCAGCAGCAGCAGCAGCAGCAGCAGCAACACUGGGGUGACCGGUGACACACGCGCGGAGACGGGCGCCGGCGCAGACGGCUACGACGGCUACGAUGGCUAUGACUCCUACUAUGACGAGGCGACCCCUGCGCCGGACAGCAGCAGUAGCAGCAGCAGCAGCAGCAGCAGUAGCAGCAGCGGCGGGAGCCACCGGAUCACCAUCACCGGAACCGGCACGGAUGCUGAGCUGGACCUGGGGUUGACAGGCGGCAAGGUGGACUUUGGAACCGGGGCAGAAAGAGUCAUCGCCACCGGAGGAGGAGGAGGAGGAGGAAGCAGCUCAAGUUCCGUCAUCAUCAACAGCACCUCUGUGGUUGGUGGUGGUGGCUCUGAUGACACCUAUGGCGAGGGCUAUGACCAAUAUACAUAUGGCGAGGAAGGAGACUACAGCGUGGAUGGCACCACAGGUGGUGGUGCUGGCGGUGCCGGUGCUGGUGGUGCUGGUGGUGCCGGGGGUGGCGGUGCUGGAGGUGCCGGCGGCAGCAGCAGCAGUCACUCCAUCACAGUUGGAGGCGGAGGCGGAGCAGGCAACGGCAGCUGGAGCACGGUCACCAUCGGAGGCGGGUCUUCCUCAGCGGGAGGUGGGUCUUCCUCAGUGGGAGGCGGCUCCGUGUCCGUGGGAGGCGGCUCCGUGUCUGUCGGAGGCGGCUCCGUGUCUGUGGGAGGCGGGGCUGCCAGCGCAGGAGCGGGCGCUGGGACAGGCUCAGUAGCCACCGGAGGAGGACAUGGUGGGGUGGGUGGAGAGGUGGAUUACGAAGACCUGGACAUUCAGGAUUACAACGAGAAGGACAUCAAGGACAUCUAUGAAAGCUAUCCUGACUACUACACCGACUCAGAUCGCGACAAAGUGCUGCCCGCUGAGACCGAUUUCAGAGCGGUGGAUGGAGCCAGCGGAGAAAAGGGACAAAAAGGAGAGCCUGCUGUCAUUGAGCCUGGAAUGCUGGUGGAGGGUCCACCUGGUCCUGAAGGCCCAACUGGUCUACCUGGUCCCCCAGGUUCCUCUGGCCCACCAGGCAGUUCUGGAGAUCCUGGAGAGAGGGGCCUACCUGGUCGCUCUGGUCUUGCUGGUGCUGAUGGUCUACCAGGACCCCCUGGGACAGUCAUGAUGUUGCCUUUCCGGUUCAGCUCUGGAGGAGAUUCAGGUCAGAAGGGUCCACAGGUGUCUGCUCAGGAAGCCCAGAUGCAAUCCAUGAUGCAACAAGCCAGACUUGCCAUGCGCGGCUCCACUGGUCCUAUGGGACUCACAGGUCGCCCAGGACCCCUGGGUCCUCCUGGUGUUUCCGGGUUAAAGGGAGAGUCUGGAGAGUCUGGUCCACAGGGUCCCCGUGGCCCCGUAGGCUCUUCAGGCCCCUCAGGAAAGCCUGGCCGCAGGGGUCGUGCUGGUGCUGAUGGAGCCAGAGGCAUGCCUGGCCAAACUGGUACCAAGGGUGACAGGGGUUUCGAUGGCCUCGCUGGGCUCCCUGGCGAGAAAGGACACAGAGGUGAAUCAGGACCUCAGGGACCACAUGGGCCAUCAGGAGAGGAUGGAGAAAGAGGAGAUGAUGGUGAGAUCGGACCUAGGGGACUUCCAGGUGAAUCUGGACCUCGUGGUUUGCUGGGACCCAAAGGACCAUCAGGGCCUCCUGGACCUCCUGGUGUGACUGGUAUGGACGGCCACCCCGGACCCAAAGGAAACAUUGGACCCCAGGGAGAGCCGGGACCUCCAGGACAGCAAGGCGGCCCCGGUGCUCAAGGACUACCAGGGCCUCAGGGAGCCAUCGGACCACCUGGAGAGAAGGGUCCAAAUGGAAAACCAGGUCUUCCUGGAAUGCCCGGAGCUGAUGGCCCACCAGGUCACCCAGGAAAAGAGGGCCCAUCUGGAGAGAAAGGACAUUUGGGACCAUCUGGUCCUCAAGGGCCAAUUGGAUAUCCUGGACCCAGAGGUGUUAAGGGAGCUGAUGGAGUCCGUGGUCUGAAAGGAGGAAAGGGUGAAAAGGGCGAGGAUGGAUUCCCAGGCUUUAAGGGAGACAUGGGCAUAAAGGGUGACAGGGGAGAGCUCGGAGCCUCUGGACCCAGAGGAGAGGAUGGACCAGAGGGACCCAAAGGAAGGUCAGGUCUCCCAGGAGACCCAGGCCCUCUCGGAACCACAGGAGAAAAGGGUAAACUGGGCGUGCCCGGCUUGCCAGGUUAUCCAGGAAGACCAGGACCAAAGGGUUCUCAAGGAUUUCAAGGAUUCCCAGGCGCCAACGGAGAUAAGGGCACCAGGGGAACAGCAGGAAAGCCAGGCCCAAGAGGUCAAAGAGGACCAACGGGGCCACGUGGAGAGAGGGGACCCAGGGGCCCAACAGGAAAAGCCGGACCAAAGGGUAACUCAGGAAGCGACGGACCCCCCGGACCUCCUGGUGAACGGGGUCUGCCAGGGCCUCAGGGACCAACUGGAUUCCCAGGACCAAAGGGACCCCCUGGACCAGCUGGAAAAGACGGUCUGCCUGGACAUCCAGGACAGAGAGGAGAGACUGGUUUCCAAGGCAAGACUGGACCUCCAGGACCUCCCGGUGUGGUCGGACCUCAGGGCCCCACAGGUGAGACUGGACCAAUGGGAGACCGAGGCCACCCUGGACCCCCAGGUCCACCAGGUGAGCAGGGACUACCUGGAGCUGCUGGAAAGGAGGGAGCCAAGGGAGAUCCAGGUCCUGCUGGCCCCUCUGGUAAAGAUGGUCCACCUGGCAUGAGAGGCUUCCCUGGAGAACGUGGUCUUCCUGGUGCCGUGGGUGCCGAUGGUCUGAAAGGAAGCGAGGGACCCCAUGGCCCACCUGGUCCUGCUGGCUCUCCUGGUGAGCGCGGUGCUUCUGGCCCGGCUGGACCCACUGGUCUGCCAGGUCGCCCCGGACUACAGGGACCUCCAGGCCCGCACGGAGAAAAGGGAGGACCGGGAGAGAAAGGACCUCAGGGCCCUGCUGGUCGAGAUGGCAUCCAGGGUCCAGUGGGUUUGCCUGGGCCUGCCGGGCCUCUAGGACCCCCUGGAGAGGAUGGAGAUAAGGGAGAGAUCGGUGAGUCCGGACAGAAGGGAAGCAAAGGAGAUAAAGGAGAACAUGGUCCCCCCGGUCCAACUGGACCACAAGGACCCGUUGGUCAGCCUGGUCCAUCUGGAGCCGAUGGUGAGCCUGGACCCAGAGGUCAGCAAGGCCUGUUCGGUCAGAAGGGAGAUGAAGGCUCCCGAGGAUUCCCCGGACCUCCAGGUCCCGUCGGCCUUCAGGGACUGCCAGGACCUACAGGCGAGAAGGGGGAGACUGGUGACGUGGGUCAGAUGGGUCCCCCUGGUCCUCCUGGACCCAGAGGCCCCGCCGGACCCCAAGGAGCAGAUGGACCCCAAGGACCCCCAGGGGGCAUCGGUAACCCUGGCAACGUGGGAGAGAAGGGUGACUCUGGCGAAGCAGGAGAGCCUGGACUGCAGGGAGACCUUGGCCCUCCGGGUCCAAGAGGCGAGCAUGGAGAGAAGGGAGAAUCUGGUCCUGCUGGUUCCUCUGGCCCUCCAGGUCCCAAAGGUCCACCUGGAGAUGACGGUCCUAAAGGCAGCCCUGGUCCAAGCGGUUUCCCUGGUGAUCCUGGUCCUCCUGGCGAGACUGGUCCCGCUGGUUUGGAUGGCGCUUCAGGUGACAAGGGUGAUGACGGGGAGGCUGGUCAGCCGGGUUCUCCCGGACCCACUGGUGAGGCAGGUCCAUCUGGUCCUCCAGGAAAGAGGGGUCCCCAUGGACCUGCUGGGCCUGAGGGAAGACAAGGAGAAAAGGGAGCCAAGGGUGAAUCUGGUCUGGAAGGUCCUCCUGGAAAGACUGGACCUGUUGGGCCUCAGGGUAUGCCUGGCAAACCCGGUUCUGAGGGUCUGAGAGGCAUCCCUGGUCCAGUGGGAGAACAAGGUCUGCCCGGUUCCCCCGGCCCUGAUGGACCUCCUGGACCUAUGGGUCCUCCCGGCCUGCCAGGACUUAAGGGAGACUCCGGUCUGAAAGGUGAAAAGGGUCAUCCAGGUCUGAUUGGUCUGAUCGGACCCCCUGGAGAACAGGGAGAGAAGGGAGACCGAGGCUUGCCCGGACCCCAGGGUCAAGGAGGACCUAAAGGAGACAACGGUAUCAGUGGCCAGACUGGUCCUCUGGGCCCCAUCGGACCCCCAGGAUUGCCUGGCCCCCCAGGCCCCAAAGGAGCCAAGGGCUCAUCUGGUCAGACAGGUCCUAAGGGAGAGCAUGGUGUUCCUGGUCCCCCUGGACCACCUGGUCCCCCCGGCGAUGUCAUCCAUCCUCUGCCUAUAAUGAGCUCUCCCAAGCGUUCCAAGAGGAACAUCGACGCCAGCCAGUUGAUGGAGGACGAUGCCAACUAUAAGGAUUACGACGAUGGCAUGGAGGAGAUCUUUGGCUCGCUCAACUCCCUCAAGCUGGAGAUCGAGCAGAUGAAGCACCCGCUGGGAACCCAGAACAACCCCGCCCGUACCUGCAAGGACCUGCAGCUGUGCCACCCAGACUUCCCCGAUGGUGACUACUGGGUCGAUCCCAAUCAGGGUUGCUCGCGUGACGCCUUCAAGGUCUACUGCAACUUCACUGCGGGAGGCGAGAGCUGCAUCUUCCCCGACAAGAAGAGCGAAGGGACGAGACUCACCUCCUGGGUGAAGGAAACUCCGGGCUCCUGGUUCAGUGAAUUCAAACGUGGUAAACUGCUCUCGUAUGUGGACGCAGAGGGUAACCCCAUUGGCGUGGUGCAGAUGACCUUCCUGCGGUUGCUUAGCGCCACGGCCCGCCAGAACCUGACAUACAACUGCUACCAGACGGUGGCGUGGCACGACCCGGAAUCCGACUCGUAUGACAAGGCCAUCCGCUUCCUCGGCUCCAACGAUGAGGAGAUGUCCUACGACAACAACCCCUACAUCAGAGCCGUCGUGGACGGGUGUGCGUUGAAAAAGGGCUACGAAAAGACUAUUCUUGAGAUCAGCACGCCAAAGGUGGAACAGGUACCAUUCGUAGACGUCAUGUUCAACGACUUUGGCGGAGCAACGCAGAAGUUCGGCUUCGAAGUGGGACCAGCCUGCUUCAUCGGCUAAGACUGUUCUCUGAACGUCCAAUGAAAAAAAGAAAAAAACACACACACUCACAAUUUUCUCAUUCUCUCAGACACUUAACAUGAGAAAGAAUUCUGACUUAUUUGUAAAGCAUUUGUGUCUCCAUGCAAAACAAACCAACAAACAAACAUGUAUUACAAAAUAUCAAGAUAACUAUAUAAAAAAAUUGGGAAAAAAAUAAUUAAGGACGAAAAAUUGUAAUAAUAAAAAAAACGAUAAAAAAAAAUAUCACAGCAACCUUGUAACCUCAGUUUACCCUCUCCCUCACAUGCAAGUUUUGAAACUGGAUGAGACCCACGCUAGCUAGCUCCACCUGUCUGUCCCCAUUACCUCUGACCCCCUGGCCUCCUCCAUCUCUCCCUCCAUCCCACUCCACCCUCCCGCCCCUCCACCACUCUCAUCCGCCAUUUCUGGUCUCUCGCGAGGCUAGGACCGGUCUUCAACACGCUGGUCUCUCUCCAUGUGAUGUGGCCAUUUUCCUCCCCUCAGUCUGGUCCCAGUCCCCCCAGUUCUUGCUAUGCUUUUGUUUUGUGCAUAAUUCUCUCCCCAUUCUUUCGAAUGGUGCUUAUUAUAUAAAUAUAUAAAUAUUUUUUGUAUGUUUGUAAGUACUUUCUGUAAAUUUUUUUCUGAUAAUGUGUCUGUGUUUUUUUUUAUAUUUCUGGCUUCAAAACGUGCAUGUGAUAUAAUGGAUGAUGAGGAAGAGAGAUGCUGUUCCCCACCCCUUCCAAAACCACUCUGAAUUGGAUGAGACCGCCAAAAUAAAACAGGAAACUAAGGUGGUACUGUCUUGUUACCAGUGUAAAGCACGUCUUAAUUGUAAUUUAACGAAUCAAAAAGAGUGAUAAUAAAAGUCAGAAAAAAAGCACACGAAGCAAUGAUGUGAGCAUUGAUUUGCCUGAAAGAAAGAAAGAAAGGAAGCAAAGGUUUUCUCCUGGCAGAAGGCACUCCUGGGCCACUGUGUAGACCAGGAGUGGAGCGGACAUCAGCAGCCUGCGGUCACAACAACCUGUUGUCAUGGCGACCGGCGGGCGUGGCUUUUAUCUCUCCCCCCCCCUCUCCUCACUUGUAACCCCGUCGGAAGAACAGUUACACAGCGGGACAAGUUGUCACGUUAUCGAGGAACACAACAGUCGUAAAAAAAAUAGGUGCUACUUCAUUCUCUCUGUGGUGCUAUAUAUUGUUUUGUUUUUCAAUUUUUUUACUGUUAAUAAAAACAAAUGAUUCACUGACGUUUUUUGUCCGACUGUUAGCGCGUCUCCCUGCCACUCACAUUCCCCUAAGACAGGGGGCGCCAUGCUGUGCCUGAGCGGGAAAUAUUUUACUGCAUGCCAAUCCAUCAUAUUCACUCAUAGAACAGAUUGAUGUUUUAUUUCGUUGUUAUUUGCUGUCAUGUAUUUUUUUUCUGUGUUUGUUUACGUCGAAUGUCUUUCUUUCAUGGCCCACGCAGAAACCACACUUGUCAGAGGACUGAGUGAGCACUGCAGAUUGUAGGAGGAAAUCAGAUCAGUCCAGCCACAUCUUAUUAGUGCAGUGCUAAUAUGGUCAUAUCGCUAAUUAGAGGUAGCCAGAGCCUAGACCGAAUGUCAGCUGAAAGUGGCCACUAUUGCUAAUGCAGGAAUGUCAGUCCUCCCUGGCCAGUUACCAUUCCGAACCCAUCUUGCUGGCUGUCAGUGGCCCUUUACUCUCAGACGUCUAUCUUUCCUCGUGUUGUUUUGUUGGUGGAGGGGUGUUCCAGUCGUUUGGGUGUCAGGGGAAAAGGGGCGUGGUGGGGUGCUUAAAUCACCCUCCCUCCCCCCAAAGAAUUCCAAAGCUUUUUCGCCAAGAAGGGGAGCCUUAGGUGAUGCACCUGAGGUCCUCCAGUCUCUUGUCUUAUUCUUCCUCUCCUUGCUCUCCUUUCACCUUCAGAGACUUGAAGGCCACAGUCACUUAAUUUAAAGACCUAAUGUUCAUAUGGUGGACUGUCGCUGGUUGCCUUUUUAUUCCGUAAGAGUGUGCAGGUGCCCCCCCCCCCCCUUUAUGGAGAGUAGGCGCAACUAUCUCAUCACACUGCACAUUAAGAGGAGCCGCUUGAGAGUAAUAAAUAUUAUUAAUUUUAUUUUUUAUUAUAUUGUUAAAAUUUUUCUCUGGCUUACUGAUGGAAAAGAAAAAUCAAGCUUAUUUAGAGCGUUUGGGUUUAAGUAAUUCUGCUAUGAUCCAGCUCUCUGUUGCCACUAGAUGAUGCGCGUUGUACAAACCACACUCUCUAGCUUGUCACCACUGCAUCAGCUGAUAUGAUGCCCUUCCUUCUCUCUUGUUUUUUUAAUGACUUGAAUGACUUUAAAACCACAGAAAGAGUAUUGGAAAAUAUCACUUUAAACUUUUGCUCUCAAUUUAAAAAAUUAAGCAAUAAAACGAAUUUCUGUAAAUGUUUUAAAACCAGCAGUCAUGCUGCCAAUUAAGAUUCCGUUACUUUUUUUGUUUUUUUUGUUUGUUUUUUCUUGUUCCUUUUUUGGUAAUGUUUAUCUGUUCGUUCUUUUUCCAAUUUUUUUUCCCUUGUCAAACCUGUGUAAGAAAGGAUAGAUGAUAUAUUGGUUUUUAUGUCAAUAAAUUCAAGUUUACUGUG